This is a messenger RNA of Staurois parvus, 276 nucleotides long. The record is from the annotation of a GenBank genome assembly. NCBI's taxonomy places the organism in Eukaryota, Metazoa, Chordata, Amphibia, Anura, Ranidae.
AUGUCCAGGGCAUCACCAAACCCGCCAUCCAAUGUUUGGCCUGCAGAGGAGGAGUCAAGUGCAUCUCCUGACUCCUCUAUGAGGAGACCCUCGGAGUGCUCAAAGUCUUCCUGGAGAAUGUCAUCGGCGAUGCCGUCACCUACAAUGAGCAUGCCAAGAGGAAGACCAUCACCGCCAUGGACGUUGUCUAUGCUCUCAAACGACAGGGACACACUCUGUAUGAUUUUGGAGGGUAAACCCAGACAAUUACCGCCCCGCUUCAUCGUCAUAAAGUGA